AAACCGAAACACCAUCUUCAAACCCUGCCCAAAGGAGCUUGGAAGCGAUUAAAAGACUUACACGAUCGCCAGAAAAGACGACGCUACUUACCAAUAGACAACAAUUUCCAAGAUUCACAUAUCAACAACGAAUCUGGCACCCUAUUAGUACCCAUUGGCUAUACCGAAGAGGUUCCAUCAAACAAAGCCACUGGAACAAUACCCAAGAGACCCAAAGACGCUUAUCCGAAUCCAAGUUGCCCAGUUUCAAGCUUCAGGCAGUUGCAAUUCCAACGCGACCUACGCAUUCAUCCCUUUACAGACACCAAUGUGGAACGCGGGAGGAACCCAAAAGACAUAGAAGUAGUGGAAGAUAUAGCCAAAAUGCCUAGUGAUAAAGAGAGUCCAGAAACCAAGCCACUGAACAAUAACAAUUCAAAUGGAAACGGUGGCAGUGUACCAAGCAAGCCAAAGAUCCAGCCAAAAUAUAGCAUUCACCGGGAUGUGCUGACCCAUGAGGUGGUGAUAAAGCAAACAGGAUAUGCGGCCAGGGACAAGAGCAUACCCUCCUCGCUUCGAAACUGCUGGCAGAGCUGGAACUUCUUUGCACUCUUCACCGGCGUGAUUCCCAUUCUGCAAUGGCUACCCCAGUAUUCACCCAGGAGAGAUCUUCCUGGCGAUAUAAUCGCCGGCUUCACCGUCGCCAUCAUGAACAUACCUCACGGCAUGGCUUAUGGCAUUUUGGCGGGAGUUUCAGCUGGAAAUGGUCUCUAUAUGGCCGUGUUUCCGGUGCUGGCCUACAUGUUCCUGGGGACCUCGAAGCAUAUCUCCAUCGGCACCUUUGCGGUAGCCAGCAUGAUGACGGCAAAGGUGGUGGAUACGUAUGCCAACGUAGAUGACCACCAUCAUAUAUUGCCUGAUGCCUUCGGUUUGCAAUCGAAUGGAACAGCGACUGCGUCCCCACUCCUGCUAUUAAAUUCCUCAGGGGUUGCGGAUUCUGUCUCCUCAACCACUAUAUUACCUUUUCAGCUUUUAAAUUCUACUCUAAAUGCGGAUCCCAUUACUAAAAUAGAGGUGGCGACCUCUUUGGCACUUACUGUGGGAAUUGUAAACCUCCUAAUGGCUUUUCUAAGACUGGGAACCCUGUCAUCCCUUUUGAGCGAACCUCUGGUGAAUGGAUUCACCACUGCUGCAGCGUGUCACGUGGUUACCGCCCAGCUAAAGGAUGUGCUGGGCAUCUCAGUACCGCGUCACAAAGGUGCAUUCAAGAUCAUAUACACCGUUAUUGACGUGAUCAAGGGAGUGCCACAAACGAAUCUUGUGAACUUUGGCUUUUGUAUGGCUGUGAUUGCGUUCAUGAUGAUCUGCAAUGAGAUCUUGAAGCCGCGACUGAGUAAAAAAUGUCGCUUUCCCCUGCCAGCGGAGCUGAUCAUGGUGAUCGGUGGCACAUUGAUCUCCAAAUGGUUCAACCUGUAUGUCGAUUACAACGUGAAUCCAGUGGGAAAAAUACCUAGUGGCUUACCGGAGCCCGUUUUGCCGCGCUUGGAUCUUGUACCAAAGGUGGCCGUAGAUUCAAUUGCCAUUGCUAUCGUCACCUACUCCAUAAUCAUGUCCAUGGGCCUAACGUUCGCUAAGAAGCACGGAUAUGAGGUCAGGCCAAAUCAGGAGCUGUUCGCGAUGGGCAUUGGAAACAUGGUUGGCGGCUGCUUCUCCUGCAUUCCCAUGGCGUGCUCUCUGUCAAGAUCGGUGAUCCAGGAUCAGACUGGUGGUGUUUCACAGAUAGCUUCAUUGGUCUCCGCCUCGCUCGUGGUGGUCACCCUCAUGUGGAUCGGCCCUUUUUUCAGCAGUUUGCCAAGGUGCGUUCUGGCUGGCGUGAUUAUAGUGGCACUGAAGCCGAUGUUUAUGCAGGCCAAGGAAUUGAAAAAGUUCUCCAAGCAGGGCAAGUUGGAAAUGUUCACAUGGAUAUCUACCUUCCUCUGCGUCGUUAUCAUCGAUAUUGAUAUUGGUCUUUUGAUUGGCAUCUGCAUCUCCUUGUUGGCUCUGUAUAUCAAGGGACUGAAGCCGUACUCCUGCCUUUUGGGCUAUAUGCCAGAGGCCCCAGGCAUCUAUAUGGAUCUCAACCAGCACCGAAACGCCAUGCAGGUUCCCGAAGUCCGCAUCUUCCGCUACAGUGGAUCGCUAAACUUUGCCACCAGCCUGUUUUUCCGGCGUGCUCUGUACGAGGCCGUGGGCCUGGACAAGAUUCCUCCAACGAAAGUUAGCAGCAGCAAUAGCAAUAGUCCCAGCAAGGGCAGCAAAUCGAGUUAUUCCCCAGUAUCGCAGAACGGAGGAAAGGCAAUCAAUGGCAAGUUAGAAGAGACGUCAGGUGCGUUCAAGGUGCUCGUCCUGGAUUUCUCCAUGCUCGGACACAUAGAUGUGGCGGGAUGUCGCACCCUGACGGAUCUCAGCAAGGAGCUGAAGGUGCGAGGAGCUCGUUUGUUGUUGGCUAGCCCCGUAGAUCGGGUGUACGAUACCCUGGUGCAUAGUAUGGCCCUCAGCGAAGGACCUUUUGAGAUCUUCCCCACCCUGCACGAUUGUGUGGAAUAUGCCAAUGCCUGUCGAACAGCGUGAGAGGGUAACCCUGCCCCAGACACCCCAGUUAACUGGGGAAGAGAGCCAAACCACGUUUUGUGAUAUGUCCAAGUGAUAGCUUGUGAAUCGUAGCAUCAAAACCCCUUCCUAGUUGCUAAAGUCUAUUUUAAACUGAAUAGAAACAAUGUCGCCGUCUACAAUCAAGCAGAAUAGGCUAAGUUUGUUUAAGUGCCUCCAAAAUAUUGAUUUUUGUACUUAAAGCAUACACAGCCCACCAGUCAGGCAACCGAAGAACUUCAAUCGAUCAAUGAAGUGCAUUGAUUUAGUGCAAUUUGUACCAAAAUGAACAAUUCAAACACACACAACUAGUACGUAAGGUUGAUAUGUAUGGAGAUGUAUAAACUGUACAUAAACAUUUAAAUGAA
Messenger RNA from Drosophila simulans, 2975 nucleotides. It is a transcript of the gene Prestin, whose product is annotated as sulfate anion transporter 1. Gene Ontology annotation, molecular function: sulfate transmembrane transporter activity; bicarbonate transmembrane transporter activity; oxalate transmembrane transporter activity. Gene Ontology annotation, biological process: transmembrane transport. The transcript is spliced from 5 exons. The record is from RefSeq and is a predicted model, not a curated record. NCBI's taxonomy places the organism in Eukaryota, Metazoa, Arthropoda, Insecta, Diptera, Drosophilidae. Bases 364 to 2589 code for a protein of 741 amino acids. Gene Ontology annotation, cellular component: membrane.